AUGAAAACCCGACGUCAUACUACUGAUUCUCGUAUAACUUCAUCACAUAAUGAAGGUAUUAAUACAUCUCCACCAACAUCAUCUGAUCAACAAUCAACUGAAACAUCACCAACUCAAGAUGUUAUUCAAAACGUUCCAAAGUCUGAUGUUUGGCAAUAUUUCGAAAGGUGUACUUCAACUGGACCUUUAAAAGCAAGAUGUCUACUGUGCCAACAUGAAUUAUCUACACCGAACUAUGGAACAUCAACUCUUAAACGUCAUCUGGUACAAGUACAUGGUAUAAAACAAUUUGAUUCAGCUGAUGCACCAAGUUUUUCGACCACAUCUAUCAAAUUAUCAAAAUCAGAAAAAAAAGCAUUAGAUUUAUUAGCUGUAAAUGCAAUCAUUCAAGAUGGUAGAGGAUAUGGUGAUUUUCAGAAAACUGGCAUUAAAAAAUUAAUUGAUGCUUUGAAACCAGGUUAUAAACCACCUCAUCGAAAUACCGUGGUAAAAGAACUGAAACGUCUUUAUCGUCACCAUUCUAAUCGGACAAAAGUUGAAUUUGAAGAAGCUAAAUAUUUAUCUAUUACUUGUGAUUUUUGGAAAGACCGAAAAAAGAAUUCAUAUCUAGUAAUUACAGGACAUCAUAUUGACAAAAAAUUCGAUCAACAUUCGAAAAUAUUACAAUUUAUGAAAUUUGAAGAUCGUCACUAUUCAAUAUUGAUUGCAAAUGAAAUUGAAAAUCAAUUAAUUAACCUGAACUUGUAUGAUAAACUAGUCACCAUCACGUGUGACGGCGCGCCUAACAUGCGCGAUAUGUUUAGUUAUUUUACUCGUCGAAAUAUAAAAUAUAUACAUUGUACUGCUCACAAAUUACGUUUAAUCAUAUGCAACAGUUUGAAUCUCUGGGUUGCAUCAAAAAAAAAAAGAAAUACAACAGAUGGUGAAGAAGGUAUUGAAACUGGUACAAUGGAAGAUGUUGAAGAUGAAGCUCAAAUUAGUUUAAAUCAGAUGGUGAGAACGAUGUCCUUUGAUACUGUUUCAUUAUCUAACGAAGUAACCAAUGAUGAUAGUGGAAGUGAUGGAACAUCAAAAGAAGAUGAUGAUGUCAGUGGUGAAUUAGAGUCGAAUGAUCAAUUGAUUGAUGCAACAUCAGACGAAGAAUGGAUAGAUGAGGAAGAUGACGAUGAAGCAACUGAUAAUUUUAUUGAAGGAAUUAAUACCGAAGAAACAUUACUUGAUUAUAUACCACAAAUGGUUAAAGAUACGAUUGAUAAAACACGUGAGAUUGUUAAUACAAUUAAAGGAUCAUCAAUAUUAACUAGUUUUAUUGAAAAACAAAGAUUAAAUUUUAAUGUACGUGUUAACAAAAAGAACAAAAUCAAACGACGUUUGGUAAUUGAUGUAAGAACACGAUGGAACAGUACCUAUAAGAUGCUGCAUACAGUUAAUCUCUAUCGUGGUUUUAUUAAUGAUAUGUUCAAAUCAAAAGGAAGUCUUGAUCUUUCAGCUAAACAACGAAGAAAAUUAACACGUGUUGAACUAUCAAGUGAUGAAUGGGAUCUUUUAAAUUUGAUUAUUAGUUUAUUACAUCCAUUUUAUUCAGCCACAAAAGUUUUAAGCAAUACAAAAUAUCCAACUGUUGGAUCUGCAUUAUAUCUUAUGAAAAGUCUAGAAGAACAUCUUACAAAAGAAGAUAAUAAUGAAAUUUUAAAUGCUUUAAAACAAAUUGUAUUGAAUAAAUUUCAACAGUAUAUUAUUGAUGAUGUAGAACAAUUUAAUACGUUAAAAUUAUAUUCAUAUUUUGAUCCAACUGGUUUUUCGGCUCUUACAAGAGUUGAACAAACAAUAAUUGAAAAAGAUAUAACAAAAUUAUAUAAAAAUUUAUUCUUAUCAUCAGAAACUUCUUCGUCAUCAUCAAAUCAACAAACGAAAAAAAUAACUAAUAUAGACAAAGCUUGGCAAGGUUUUCUUAGAUCUACUAACAAGAAUUUACUUCAAGAACCAAUCGCAACAUCUACCAUUCAAUCAGAUAUAAAAAGAUAUCGAAAUUUGGCAACUAAAUUGUACGUAUGA
Molecule: messenger RNA, 2055 nt
Organism: Rotaria sordida
Lineage: Eukaryota; Metazoa; Rotifera; Eurotatoria; Philodinida; Philodinidae
Source: the annotation of a GenBank genome assembly